Molecule: messenger RNA, 6058 nt
Organism: Equus quagga
Lineage: Eukaryota; Metazoa; Chordata; Mammalia; Perissodactyla; Equidae
Gene: ADNP2
Product: ADNP homeobox 2
Exons: 2
Coding region: 1421-4519 (1032 amino acids)
Biological process (GO): regulation of gene expression
Cellular component (GO): nucleus
Molecular function (GO): DNA binding
Source: RefSeq, a predicted model, not a curated record
CUGAACCCUUGAACUCUGGGAGUGUGUGAACUUAACCACUAUACCACCAGGCUGGCCUCAGUCAUGAAUCAUUUUUUAGGUGUCACUGAUUUUUCUCAUCUGAAUUCUUUAAAAGAUCUUGUAACAUGCAGUAUAAUAUAUGCUAUAUGCUUUUCAUCAAGAAACAGUUUUUGAAUUCCUGCUACUAAGCGGGUAAAACUUUUUGAGUGCCUGAUACAAAGAGGUAAAAGUUAAGGUGGUUUUCUCACAGAGUUUUUUGCUGGGGUGAAUAGGGCCUAGGCAUAAGCUGUUAAAUAGCAGUGUGAAAUUCUCCUUUGAAACACUGUUGCCUGGCCUGGAGACUGCCGUCUGCUGGUUUAGUUCUCACUCUUCUUCAUCCCUAAGGCAGCCUUCCUGCUUGAAUUUGUCUCUGGGGAGUAGGAUUUAUGAAAAGAGACAGUUUGGGCAACAUAGCAGAAAUAGCAAGUAGCCAUGAUGAUUAUGGGUCUCCCUCGAGGGCUCAGGGAAACGACAUGUGUUAGGCUUUUAGGUGUAGGGGACAGAACCGUGCUAAGGAGUUGGCAGGCGAUGGACUCAGUUAUCGUGGGCUCUGAGGAGGCAGCCUCAGGCUGAUGGGCAGAUGACAUACUGUCCUGGGACAGGAUUUCAACCUGUACCCAGUGCUCCUGACUCCACUUCUCUGCUUCUCUCUUUGGCUGUUUUUCUUCCUUUGUUACUAGUGAACCAAGGUCUCACACUCAGAUGGUUUCUGGUUGAUCACUGUCCUGGAGCUUUCACAUAGAGGGUUUUGUGUGAGCAUGUGCUUUCAUUUCUCUUGGGUAAAUGCCUGGGAAUGAGGUUGCUCAGUUGCAUGUGGUAAAUAAGUAUAUAUUUAUCUUUAUAACAAACUGCCAAACUUUUCCAAAGGGGCUGUAGCAUUUGCUUUCUCACCAAUGCUAUGAGAGGUCUGGCUGCUCUGCAGCAUUGGCAGACUUGAUAUUGUCAGGGUUAUUGUGCUUAUGAACCUACCUGUUUAUUUCCACUUGACUAGGUUUGUGGUGGCAUAUUCUCUGGUUUUAAUUUGCCUUUCCCUAGCGACUGGUGAUGUUGAGCAUCUUUUCACGUGUUUCUGUGGCAUCUGGAUACCUUCUUUGGUAAAGUGUUCAAAUCUUUUUCCCGUUUUCUAAAAAUUGAGUCAUCUGUUUUCUUCCUGAAACGUGGAACAUGUUUACAACAUGUAUUCUGGAUACAAGUCCUUUAUUAGAGAUAUCGGACAAAGCCAUACUGUUGCAGCCUCUGUAGAUACUCCACAAAAGUGCUUACUUCAUUCAAAAACCACCUGCAUCGCUACCAUGAAGACGAAAUUGACCAGGAGCUGGUGAUCCCUUGCCCAAACUGUGUCUUCUCCUCUCAACCCAAAGUUGUGGGGAGACACUUCAGAAUGUUUCAUGCACCUGUUCGGAAAGUCCAGAACUACACAGUGAAUAUUUUAGGUGAAACUAAAUCAUCUAGGAGUGAUGUGAUAAGUUUUACAUGUUUAAAAUGUAACUUUUCAAACACUUUGUACUACAGCAUGAAGAAGCAUGUGCUGGUAGCCCAUUUUCACUACUUAAUUAACUCCUACUUUGGCCUGCGAACUGAGGAAAUGGGCGAGCAACCGAAAACCGAAGAUACCCUUUCUACUGAGAAGAUGCCACCAUCUGACAAGUAUUACUGUAAAAAAUGCAAUGCCAAUGCCAGCAGCCAGGACGCGCUGAUGUAUCACAUUCUCACAUCGGAUAUACACAGGGACUUGGAGAAUAAGCUUAGGUCCGUGAUUUCAGAACAUAUUAAGAAGCCUGGACUUUUGAAGCAAAUGCAUAUUGCUCCCAAACCAGCUGCACAUGUGGCCAUGCCACCGCACACCAAUGCUCCGGGCCUCCCAGCUACACCCCCUUGCUUUCACCUUGCCUUGCCACAGAACAGUCAGAGCCAAACCGUAGUCCAGCCAGUUCAGGGCACAGUGCAGCCCGUGACUGUGGCCUCGGCUGCGUCUGGAAGUGUCACCCAUUCUCCGCCUGCCGUUGCCCAGUCCCGAGUGACUCUAGUCUCCAGCCCUCUGCCCGUGGGCCAGAGCAGCCUCACUCUCCCGCCCGCAGCUCCCCAGCCUGUCUUUCUUUCUCAUGGAGUCCCACUUAAUCAGUCAGCAAAUCCUCCUGUGUUGCCCUUGAGUCAGCCAGUUGGACCUAUAAAUAAGUCUGUUGGAACUGGUGUCCUCCCGAUAAACCAGACCAUCCGCCCAGGGGUUUUACCCCUCAACCAGCCUGUUGGGCCUAUUAGCAGACCAGUUGGGCCUGGAGUUCUUUCAGUAAACCGACCUGUUGGGUCUGGUGUCCUUCCUGUCAGUCCCUCUGUCACCCCUGGGGUUCUUCAGGCCGUCUCACCAGGGGUGAUUUCUGUGAGUCGGGCAGUCCCGUCAGGGGUCCUUCCUGCAGGCCAGAUGACCCCUGCUGGGGUUAUCCCUUCGGGACAGACAGCAACUUCUGGGGUUCUCCCUGCGGGCCAGAUGGUGCAGUCAGGAGUUCUCCCCAUUGGCCAGACAGCCCCAUCGGGGAUUCUCCCCACGGGGCUGACAGUCCCUUCACGGGUUCUCCCUCCUGGCCAGACGGUCCCCCUGAGGGUUCUCCCUGCAGGCCAGGUGGUCCCACCUGGGCUCCUUUCUCCCAACCACACAGUCUCGUCAGGUGUUCUCCCUGUGAACCAGGGUAUUAAUUCUGGUGUUCUUCAGCUCAGUCAGCCUGUGAUGUCAGGAGUUCUUCCUAUGGGCCAGCCAGUGAGGCCUGGGGUCUUGCAACUUAAUCAGUCUGUGAAUACCAAAAUUCUGCCUGCAAAUCAGUCAGUUAGACCCGGUACUUCGCAAAACACCACUUUCCUCACGUCAGGCUCCAUUCUCAGACAGCUGAUACCUACAGGGAAACAAGUGAAUGGGAUUCCCACAUACACCCUUGCCCCGGUGUCUGUCACUUUGCCUGUGCCACCUGGAGGUGUUGCGACCGUUGCCCCUCCCCAGAUGCCCAUCCAGCUCCUGCAGUCAGGCGCAGCUGCACAUAUGGGCAGUUCCGUGGCCAGCAUGCCCUCCUCUCCAGUGGUAGUGAAUACGACUCAGAAUAUGUUUGUUCAGGCCUCCUCAUCUGUGGCAGAGGGGAGUCAGGCGCUCAAACAGGCAAAGCAAUGGAAAACCUGCCCGGUUUGCAACGAGCUCUUCCCUUCCAACGUCUACCAGGUACACAUGGAGGUGGCUCAUAAGCACAGUGAAUCCAAAUCUGCUGAAAAGCUGGAGCCUGAAAAACUGGCAGCAUGUGCACCGUUUUUAAAGUGGAUGAGAGAGAAAACAGUUCGGUGUCUCUCUUGUAAAUGCUUAGUAUCGGAGGAUGAGCUUAUCCAUCACUUACUCAUGCACGGCCUGGGGUGCUUGUUCUGUCCGUGCACUUUCCAUGAUAUUAAAGGUCUUUCAGAGCAUAGUCGGACUAUGCACCUAGGGAAGAAGAAAUUACCCGUGGAUUAUAGUAACAAAGGCUUUCAAUUGGAUAUUGAUGCUAAUGGCAACCUGCUGUUUCCCCAUCUUGACUUCAUUACCAUACUACCAAAGGAAGAGCUGGGGGAGCGGGAAGUCUACUUGGCAAUACUAGCUGGGAUACACUCCAAGUCGCUUGUCCCAGUGUAUAUUAAAGUGAGGCCUCAGACCGAGGGUGCGCCUGGGAGCCCCACCAAACAAGCCUUGACCUGCCCCUUCUGCUUUGGCACCUUUGUGACGACUGAGGCGUAUGAGCUGCAUUUGAAGGAGAGACACCACAUCAUGCCCACAGUCCACACGAUCCUGAAGUCUCCGGCCUUCAAGUGCAUCCACUGCUGUGGGGUUUACACUGGCAACAUGACCCUGGCCGCCAUCGCCAUUCAUCUGCUACGCUGCCGGAGCGCUCCCAAGGACAGCAGCUCAGACCUUCAAGUCCAGCCUGACUUCAUUGAGAACGGCGAACUGCUGCUGGUCAACGGCGAGGUGCUACACGACUCCAGUUUUUCUGUAAAGAGAAAGCUGCCUGAGGGCCACUUUGGGGCAGAAGACCAGAGGGAUGGGGACGAGCGACCUGUCGUCAUCCAUGCUGAUGCAGCCCCCUCUGCAGAAAAGGUGACGAGCGUCGUGCCUUUCAAAAGACAAAGGAAUGAAAGCAGGACUGAGGGACCCCUUGUUAAUGAUGACGCUCUUCAAAUUUUAGCAUUAAAUCCUAAAAAAUAUGAAGACCGUUCUUAUGAAGAAAAAAAGCAGUUCCUUAGAGAUUAUUUCCACAAGAGACCGUAUCCUAGUAAAAAGGAAAUAGAACUGUUAUCCUCACUCUUAUGGGUGUGGAAAAUUGAUGUGGCUUCAUUUUUUGGAAAAAGAAGAUACAUUUGCAUGAAAGCAAUAAAAAAUCACAAGCCUUCUGUACUUUUAGGCUUUGAUAUGUCUGAACUUAAAAAUGUUAAACACAGAUUGAACUUUGAGUAUGAACCACAAAACUUGUAAAAAAUAAUUAGGAAAUCUAAAGUACUAGAUAAUUAGUAGUUUUUCCAAUUGAGAUUUUAAAAAAUGUUAUUUUCUUCACUGUAUGUUGAACUAAUCAAUUUCAGUGGUCUUUAUGCUGCUCUUUAGAUUUAUUUCAGGUGCUCAGAAAGACUUCUAUAUAUAGAAGUGAAUAGUUCUUUGAAAUUUAUUGUUUCCUGAAGUUUGAUUUUGUAACAAUUAUUUUUAGUUUUUUCCUCUGUCAUGUAAAUUAAAUCUUUUGAUAUUUCGUGCACGCCUUGUUUUCCUAGUAGUGUCAGUAUUGGAUGAUUAAAACUGAAAUCUACAUGUUUGUUUUUUCAUUUAAGGAAGUUUCAGCUUGUUUGAGAUUACUUGAUUAACUGCGACUCAAAGCAUUGGUCUCCCUCAGUCAGCUUCUCAUCAGCCAUCGAUACAGUGAACGUGUGUAGAGAAGCAUUGGUCUCCCUCAGUCAGCUUCUCAUGCAGCAGCGAUUGAUACAGUGAAUGUGUGUAGAGAAGUGAGUGCCAGCCCCCGCGAUGUGUAAGGGUGCACUGCGUUAACUUAUGCUGAUUUCUUCUUUGUGAGAUAUUGGUUUAUUAGAUUAUAAUUUUGAUUUACAUUCUUUUCAGGUAUAUCCUAACAGCUGUUUUUGAUUAUAACUCAUAGGAAACCAAACAUUUUCAUUUUAAAAAAAUUACUGAACCUGAAAUCUGCUAUUUAGCUCAUAAGUCAAAAAGUUAUUUUACAAAUAAAGUAAUUCUGUAGGUGCAGAAGUGCUUUUCAGUGUAGACUUUCCCCUCUUUUUGAUAUGGUGAUAGUCAUUUUUCCAUUCAACGGUAAAACCAUAAGUCUUAGUGCCUUUAGAAUAAACACUGAAAACACACACACCAACUCUCCUCCUCACCUGACUGUCCAUAAGCCAGUGAAAGGGAAGGGCCGUGUUCCUCAGGAAUGAAGUUUUUACACCUGAGUGUGGACACUCACUGAAAUGUAAGCUAGGUUUUCAGGGGACAAGGUGGAGUGACAAGUCCCCAUGGCUGGCAUAUGAAAUCUCGGAUGGUUUCCUAGAGGGAAAUGAAUUUGUUUUGGAGAAAUGGGCUUUUCCAUAGUUUAGUUGUCCAGGUUAAUGGGCCAGGAUAUUGCUAAAGAACGCCUUUGUAUUACUCUCCUUUGGACAGUUAAACCUCGGUUGUUUUCACACAAUAUAAAAUAACUUAAAGCACCAGAACAGGAAUGGAGGCCAGCCCCUGUAGACCGGAAGUCAGGCUGCUGGUGACACACAGCAGAGGCGCCUGUCCAACGUAUUCAGAGGAUGUGACCGUCUCUGGGAAAUAGAUAACGUUGCUAUAUGGAUUUAAAAAAAAUACAAUACUCGCAUGUAAUUGCUAUAAUGUGCAUUUUUGAGGCAGUUGUGAAACUGGUCUGUGAUUGUUGGUGUACUCUGUUGUAAAUUCAAAAAGAGCUUGUUGAAGUUUAUUUUUUUUUUACCUAUUGUUUUCAGAGUGUCUAUUUUGAAUUAAAAUUUGUUAUAUUACUGCAAA